UUUUACAGUGUGAGGGCUUUGGUUUUUCCGUGUUUGCAACGACUCUUGUUGCUCGGUUUUUGGGUGCGUGCCAUUUUUAAGAGUUGUAACACUGGCUGUGAAGGCCUGCAGCUUCACUCCUGAGAGCGAGACCACAAACCCACCAGAAUGAAGAAGCUCCAGACACACCUCAACGUCUGAAGGAACAAACUCCGGACACGUCAUUUUUAAUAACACUCACCGCUGGAGUGUGCAGCUUCAUUCUUGAGGUUCCUGGUAAGUUUCCUGAAUCCAGUCACCAGUUCAUGAGACUCACUGAAGACCUGUCCUGCCCGAAUCCACAUGCUUUUUUCUCUUCUUGGAAGAAUGACCUGGCAGGCAUUCUGAAGGAAGGAGCCACGGGAACCUUCAUUAAUUAGAAGCGCUGCAUGGCAGUCAAAAGAGUAGACACACCGGCUACAUGAAAGCAGAAAACCAUACAGAAUUAUCAGAAUUCUUCCUCCUUGGACUCUCAGAUGAUCCUGAACUGCAGCCCGUCCUCUUUGGGCUGUUCCUGUCCGUGUACCUGGUCACGGUGCUGGGGAAACUGCUCAUCAUCCUGGCCGUCAGCUCUGACUCCCACCUCCACACCCCCAUGUACUUCUUCCUCUCCAACCUGUCCUUUGUUGAAUGUUUUAUCUCCACCACAGUCCCCAGGAUGCUGAUGAACAUCCAGGCACGGAGCAAAGACAUCUCCUACGUGGAGUGCCUCACUCAGGGGUAUUUUUUAAUGAUGUUUGCUGGAAUGGAUAAUUUCCUACUGGCCGUGAUGGCCUAUGACCGGUUUAUGGCCAUCUGCCAUCCCCUGCACUACACGGUCAUCAUGAACCCCUGCCUCUGUGGCCGCCUGGUUCUGGCAUCUUGGUUCAUCAUUUUCUGGGUCUCCCUGGUUCAUAUUCUACUGAUGAAGAGUUUGACCUUCUCCGUAGGCACCGAGAUUCCGCAUUUCUUCUGUGAAGUGGCUCAGGUCCUCAAGGUGGCCCGCUCUAACACCCUCCUCAAUAACAUUGUCUUGCAUGUGGCCACGGCACUGCUGGGUGUGUUUCCUGUAGCUGGGAUCCUCAUCUCCUACUUUCAGAUAGUCUCCUCCUUAAUGAGGAUGUCCUCCACCGAGGGCAAGUACAAAGCCUUUUCCACCUGUGGGUCUCACCUCUGUGUGGUCUCCUUGUUCUAUGGAACAGGACUUGGGGUCUAUCUCAGUUCUGCUGUGACCCAUUCUUCCCAGAGCAGCUCCAUGGCCUCAGUGAUGUAUACCAUGGUCACCCCCAUGCUGAACCCCUUCAUCUACAGCCUGAGGAACAAGGAUGUGAAGGGGGCCCUGGGGAGACUCCUCAGCAGGGCAGCCUCUUGUCUCUUAUGGGGCACAACCUCAGAACUAAGAGGAUGCUAUAGGUCCCUUAAGCAAAUGUGAAUUCACAUAUCCUGGAUCUUGUUCUCCCCUAAACGAUAUGUUGCAGUUUCCUAUUUUCAAAGCA
Molecule: messenger RNA, 1493 nt
Organism: Macaca mulatta (Rhesus monkey)
Lineage: Eukaryota; Metazoa; Chordata; Mammalia; Primates; Cercopithecidae
Product: olfactory receptor 7D4-like
Biological process (GO): G protein-coupled receptor signaling pathway
Cellular component (GO): membrane
Molecular function (GO): G protein-coupled receptor activity; olfactory receptor activity
Source: RefSeq, a predicted model, not a curated record